This is a messenger RNA of Pararge aegeria (speckled wood butterfly), 2220 nucleotides long. RefSeq names its product vitamin K-dependent gamma-carboxylase. Gene Ontology annotation, molecular function: gamma-glutamyl carboxylase activity; vitamin binding. The record is from RefSeq and is a predicted model, not a curated record. Lineage: Eukaryota; Metazoa; Arthropoda; Insecta; Lepidoptera; Nymphalidae. The transcript is spliced from 9 exons. Bases 1 to 2169 code for a protein of 722 amino acids. Gene Ontology annotation, biological process: peptidyl-glutamic acid carboxylation.
AUGGAGGAGAAUGCUGCGAAUCCCGUGGACGGCACACAGGACCAACGCAUCGAUAUUGAGACACAUGUAAAGUUGAAACUAUGGACUUGUUUGUUGUGCCGUACAACGGACGAAAAGUUCCAAGACCAAUUUGGUUUCCACAUAAAAGAAGUUACGUUAGCAAAGAUUCUUGCCUAUUUGUACGCGCCCAAGGAUUCCUCAAGUUUGGCAGUUACGAGAAUUUUGUUUGGAAUUGCGAUGCUCUUCGACAUCCCAGAUGAGCGUGGCGGUGCGAUGAUGGAGCAGCGCUGGGGAAACCCCUUGAUGUGCCAUUUCCCCCUUAUCCCCAUCAUUAGAGCUGUGCCCAUGCCAUACAUGGCUCUGGUCUACGCAGCGCUCUGGUUUGGUGCACUAGGCAUAGCUCUAGGCUACAGGUACCGUUUAAGCGCGUGGCUCUUCACCAUCUGCUACUGGUAUUUGUUCCUGAUUGAGAAGAGUUUUUGGAACAACCAUAGCUAUUUAUUCGGCCUGGUGGGAUUGCUACUCGCGUGUACCGAGGCCAACUGUUACUGGUCGCUCGAUGUAUACUUGGGCUACUGCAAGAGCAGGAAAACGGUGCCGUAUUGGAAUUACUUCAUCCUGAAAUACCAAUUCUUUAUACUGUACUUCAUGGCUGGCAUGAAGAAGGGCACGGUUGAAUGGUUAACAGGGUAUUCCGUGCAGAACCUCAGCGAGCAUUGGGUGUUCAAUCCAUUCAAGCUAAUACUAACAACAGCACAGACGGACUAUCUCAUAGUGCACUGGUUUGUGUUCGUGUUCGAUCUGACCGUGGCGCUGUGGAUGAUGUGGUCGAGGACAAGACACGUCGCGAUGGUGUUCUGCGCUUUAUUCCAUCUUAUGAACAGCAGGCUCUUUAGUAUCGGUAUGUUUCCGUGGGUCUGCUUAGCCACAAUGCCGCUGUUUUACCCUUUUGAUUGGCCAAAACUUAUCACAAGCUACGCGGAAACUCAGGCUGCGAAAGUAAAAGGAGUAUUUCGCAAAUAUAUAUGCAAUUCUGUUUUAAACAGCAAUUACAUCCAGUGCCCAAGUUACACAUUACAAAAACAAUUCACUGCUGAGGAAAAAACUGAUGAAGGCAGUGACAAAAAUAAUGUUCUUAAUGGAGAGGCAGAGAAAAUAAACAGUGACAAUGAAUUAAAGGACUUGGAACAGAAAACCAAUAAUGAACGACCUCAACAUAAGCAUGAUUGGAAAGUUGUAAAGAAGUAUAUUACUUUAGCAUUUAUUGGUUUUCAUAUACUGACGCAGGCGUUUUUGCCAUAUUCACACUUCAUUACAAAGGGUUAUAACAACUGGACGAAGGGAUUAUACGGUUACUCUUGGGACAUGAUGAUUCACACAUGGAAUAUUGAAUCGGUCGUUGUGAAAGUCGUGGAUAACAUAAAUCAAGAGGAGUUCUUCAUUGAUCCAUCCUUUUAUACUCCUAACGAUAGAUGGACGAGGCAUGGCGACAUGGUUCACCAAUACGCUCAAUGCCUGAAAGAACGGGUUGGAAUCCUUGGGAACCAUGAUUUCUAUUUCAAUUUAUCAGUUUACGUGGAUGUGUGGUGCUCCAUGAAUGGGAGAUUCACUCAGCGUAUGUUCGACUACAAAGUGGAUUUGUUGGAAACGCCGUGGUCGCCAUUCCAACCGAUUUCGUAUCUCAUGCCGUUGCUAGAUGAAGCGCUGAGCUGGAGGGAUGUACUACGCGAAAAAGAAAAGGAUGUACACUCUUGGAAUAAUUACAGCGAUGUAGUGUUUAUUGCCGAUUUCCCAGGUUACGAUCAAGAAAAAUAUCUUCCACCCGAGUUGACAAACAUUACCAUCACAGUAUUAAACGGAACUGUGGCUUUUCAACCUGAGUUGUCCAGAUAUAUGAACGCUCAAUCUUAUCGCGUAAAGAAUGGGGAACACAUCAAAUUAGAACCAGGAACCUCCCAUAAAAUAAUUAAUAUUGGGGCAUCUCCGGCUUUUUACAUGUACACGUUUGCUAAUGGUUCUGAAGCCUUGAAUUUUAAAGAUUCACCCCCAAAACCGAAACUACCGAUUCGUCAAGAAUUAUUAAGACGUCUGAGGAAUAUGGUUAAGUUUGCAAGAAUUGUUGGUGCUAAAGUAUUCGAAGUAUUUAUACAGUUAAAAUUUUGCAGUUAAAUUUUUUUGGAAUAUUAAAUUAUUUAUCAUAACUAAUAUCACAAAUGCGAA